AUGAGGCCACGUACAGCGUUUAACGCCGUCGCUGAAACGAAAGCGCGCGAAGAAGGCAGCAAGGAGAGAAGACGACGACGAAGAAGAAGAAGAAGAAGAAGUGAAAUGAUGGCUGAUAGAAGGACAGAAAGCUGCAGCGAGGCCACAAAAGCUGCAGGAGAAGAAGAAGCAAGAGUCGACGGUGGCCAGUUGAAGAGUCACGUGAUCGGUGAUAUCAAAGUAGAUGGCGAGGACGAGGAUGAUGGUUAUGAUGAUGAUGAUGAUGGACAGUAG
Trichophyton benhamiae CBS 112371 is the source of this 273-nucleotide messenger RNA. RefSeq lists its product as uncharacterized. The coding region runs from base 1 to 273 and encodes 90 amino acids. The record is from RefSeq and is a predicted model, not a curated record. NCBI's taxonomy places the organism in Eukaryota, Fungi, Ascomycota, Eurotiomycetes, Onygenales, Arthrodermataceae. The transcript has a single exon.